UUAUCUUUCUCCAUUUUCCAUUUUUUGUAUCAGAAAUUCGAAGACUUAUCUUCCUGUUUUUCGCAUUUUAUUUAAAAGAAAUUUUAGGCCUUAUCCUCUGCGCCCAAGGUAUACAAAACUGCAUGCAACUUUUAAUUAAAGCCGCUUGCAUCAGUGUGAAACGUGGCCUUGCAUAGAGGAAUAGGUACAAAAUUGGAAGAAGCAAAGAAGAAAACGAUUUGCAUGAGGGGAGUUUCUUGAUAUGGGUUCAUAUUGCAUUUGAGUUUCCAUACUCAUGACAUUUGUAGCAAUAUCACCGCCUUUCUUUCCAACACUCGAUAUGGAUUUCACCGAUUUUAAUCAAGAACUUGCCUUAGUAGCUUAUAGAGGCUUCCACGAGAAUUUCAUCUCGGGGAUGAUGGAUCUUCAGCUUAUGAUGGAGAGCUUUUCAAGCUCUAUCAACAAUGUCAACAUCCAGUUAAUGGAAGAAGACUUGAUCUCAACAGAAAAUCAGGAAUUUGAAGGAAAGUCAAGUGCUUUGAGAAUGGUGGAGCCAUGUUACAUGAGGGUGUCUGAGCCAUGCAGAGUUGCUGAUGAACACAUGGAAUUGAUGGACGUUGAAGAAGUGCUUAUGGAAUGGGCCAUGUAUGAGAAACUGCAAUGGAACAGUGCUGGAGUCGAUCAGGAGGCCUAGUUGAAGCACAAAGUUGGGAUUUUCUAUUUUAUUUUGUUUGUUUGUGUCAAUUCGGGUUUAACUGACAUGUUUAGUCCGGGCCAGUUAUGUUUUCUAGUUACCAGUCUCAAAUGGACUGUUCGGUAAUAAUAAUAAUCUGGCUGAAGUAAAAGUUUU
Daucus carota subsp. sativus is the source of this 829-nucleotide messenger RNA. RefSeq lists its product as uncharacterized. The record is from RefSeq and is a predicted model, not a curated record. Lineage: Eukaryota; Viridiplantae; Streptophyta; Magnoliopsida; Apiales; Apiaceae. Bases 275 to 673 code for a protein of 132 amino acids. The transcript is spliced from 2 exons.